Messenger RNA from Musa acuminata subsp. malaccensis (wild Malaysian banana), 1614 nucleotides. Its product is annotated as LEAF RUST 10 DISEASE-RESISTANCE LOCUS RECEPTOR-LIKE PROTEIN KINASE-like 1.2. Gene Ontology annotation, molecular function: protein kinase activity; ATP binding; polysaccharide binding. The record is from RefSeq and is a predicted model, not a curated record. Gene Ontology annotation, biological process: protein phosphorylation. Lineage: Eukaryota; Viridiplantae; Streptophyta; Magnoliopsida; Zingiberales; Musaceae.
GUUAUGAAGAAAUAGAUUAUGUGAACAUUAUUCCUUUACAUUGUUUUUUACAUGCUGCUUAAUCAAGGUUAUAAUUUUCAAUGAUCUCAAGGAUAUUGUUUUCCCAUGCUACAGCACGUGGUGGGCAUCUGAAGAAAGCAAAGAUAAAGGGGAUCAUAAUAGGUGUUUCUGCAGCAACUUGUGUCUUUCUCCUACUCUGCACUUGUUAUCGCUUCUACAGGCACAAAAAGAAGCGACAAUUCCCCCCAUCCUCCAAAUCCCUUUCUCAAAGUGCCAGUUUGAAGCCAUCCUUGAUGGAUCCUGAAAUGGACAGUGCCCUUUUGCAGACUCAUGUCUUCUCGUAUGCUGAACUAGAGGAGGCCACCAACAAGUUUGAUGCCUCUGAUAAACUUGGUGAUGGAGGCUUUUGCACUGUUUAUAAAGGUAAGCUUCAAGAUGGACGUACUGUUGCAGUCAAGCGACUAUACGAGAACAACUACAGGCGGGUUGAACAGUUCAUGAAUGAGAUACAGAUCCUAUCACGUCUCCGUCAUCAGAGACUUGUUAUCCUCUAUGGCUGCACGUCUCACCAAAGUCGGGAGCUCCUUCUCGUGUACGAGUUUGUGUCAAAUGGCACUUUGGCGCAUCACCUCCAUGGUUCCCGGGAAAGUCAGUGCAUCCUCACAUGGCCAAUGCGUCUGAGAAUUGCCAUUGAGACAGCUGAUGCACUUGCCUACCUCCAUGCAGUCAACCCACCAGUCAUACACCGAGAUGUCAAAACUAAUAACAUUUUACUUGAUAGCAACUUUCAUGUCAAAGUUGCAGAUUUUGGGCUUUCACGUCUCAUCCCCAAGGAUGUCACACAUAUCUCUACUGCUCCACAGGGCACACCAGGAUACUUGGACCCUGAGUACCAUCAGUGCUUCCAGCUCACCGACAAGAGUGAUGUUUACAGCUUUGGAGUUGUACUAUUCGAACUUAUAACCUCCAAGCCUGCUGUCGACAUGACUCGGAACCGGAGCGAGAUCAAUUUGGCUAACAUGGCAAUAACCAGAAUCCAGAGAGGCGAACUCGAGCAAUUGGUGGACGCUGCCCUAGGGUAUCAAUCGGAUGAGGUUACAAGGAAGAUGAUCACCAUGGUGGCAGAAGUGGCAUUCAGGUGUUUGCAAUCGGAUGGGGACAUGAGGCCACCCAUAAAGGAGGUCCUCGAGGUGUUGCAAGCAAUAGAGAGCGAUGGGAACAGACCAGAGAAGAAGGAACAUGGUGUUGCUGAGAGUCGAGAUGAUGCUGAGUUGCUGAAGAAUACCGAACCAUUCUCUCCUGAUUCGGUCAUGAACAGGUGGACCAGUAGGUCUACGACACCGCAAGCUAGUGAAUGAUAGUAAGAUUAUGUUGUUUCUUCUUUAAAUUUGCACAGGGCAAUCAAAAUGCCCACUGUCAGCAUAUACAACCUUCUAUUUUCAAGGUCCAGGUUUCUCUAAUGAGUUUGAUUGAGGAAAUGUACAUAGCAGAAAAGAUUUCUGAUCUUUGAUUCACAUAUUUUCAUGCAGCUCCUGUGAGCAUGCUGUUACAGUAAGCUUCUUAGUGUAAGAGCUUCUAUUUUCUCUAUUAAUUAUAGCUUUAAUUCAGUAGGAA